AUGAUUUUGUGGGCAAGGCAUGCUGCUUCACCACGUCCGGCGUCCAAGCUUCUGCAUGGAUCUAGCCCGUCGAUACGCACGUUGACUCACUUCAAGAUAGUGCAGCAUACAACGCCAGUCCAGCACACCAGGCACUAUCCAGGUGGUGCUGAGCCAGGUCAUCACAAUGAUCUACUGCUUUCGGUGAAACAGUACAUUCCCAAAUCAGAGACUGGGCCGUCCUCGAAUGGGCUGACGAUCAUCGGAGCUCACGGCAACGGCUUACCGAGCGAACUGCUAGAGCCUUUUUGGGAUGACUUCUACGAGCACGUGAGGUCGAAAGGACAGCAUAUCCGGAGCAUCUGGGUAGCUGAUCAAGCGCAUCAAGGCCAGAGUGGUAUUUUCAAUGAAGAGAUUCUCGGCAACGACCCCUCCUGGUUCGACCACGCUCGAGACCUGCUGUAUCUCAUCAAUCUUAAGCAGAAGCAGAUGCCUCAACCCUUAUUUGGUGUUGGCCAUUCCAUGGGUGCAGCCCAAUUGGCUUAUCUCGCAAUGCUACAUCCGAGUCUGCUGCAGGGCCUGGUGCUUAUGGACCCAGUUAUUCAGCCCACGAAUCCAGGAAGGACAUCGGGUAUCGCGUCGACUUACCGAAGAGAUACAUGGCCCUCGAAACAAGCUGCUAGAGAGAGCUUUGCGAAAAGCAAGUUGUACCAGGCCUGGGACCCCAGAGUUUUUGAUAAAUGGAUUGAAGCUGGUCUCCGUGAACUACCCACCGAAUUGUGCUCCGAUGCUGCACAGAUAGAGGGCUCCGCUCCGGUCACACUGACAACGACCAAGGAGCAAGAGGUCUACUCUUAUUUGAGACCAUUGUGGAAAGGUGUUCCCGGAACAGUACCUUUGGAAGACCAUGAGAACUAUAGCGACUUUGACCCUGAGGCUGUGGAACCGGACUUCCCCUUCUAUCGACCAGAGGCAUCUAUUUUGUUCCGGAAGCUCCCCGAACUGCGACCGCCGACAUUAUACCUCACCGGCAAGCACUCUCCACUGGCAGGGACAGAGCUGAAUAGGCAACGCCUCGAGCUAACAGGAUCUGGCGUCGGUGGUAGCGGCGGCGCAAAGGCCGGAUGUGUCUCGGUCACUGAGAUGGAUUGCGGCCAUUUCGUCCCAAUGGAUGAGCCCAUCAAGUCAAGCGGGUUUGCCGCCGACUUCAUCGGUGUCGAGGCAGCCAAGUGGCAGCAGAAGAUGCAGCUCUUCCAGCAGCAAUGGAAGAAGGAACCAAGACCUGAAAGUGUUAUGCUUGACGACGAAUGGCGGCAACGAAUCGGUCCCAGAGCUCCAAGAUAA
Molecule: messenger RNA, 1323 nt
Organism: Cyphellophora europaea CBS 101466
Lineage: Eukaryota; Fungi; Ascomycota; Eurotiomycetes; Chaetothyriales; Cyphellophoraceae
Exons: 1
Coding region: 1-1323 (440 amino acids)
Source: RefSeq, a predicted model, not a curated record